This is a messenger RNA of Wasmannia auropunctata (little fire ant), 3298 nucleotides long. RefSeq names its product segment polarity protein dishevelled homolog DVL-3 (gene dsh). Gene Ontology annotation, biological process: canonical Wnt signaling pathway; intracellular signal transduction. The record is from RefSeq and is a predicted model, not a curated record. The transcript is spliced from 10 exons. Lineage: Eukaryota; Metazoa; Arthropoda; Insecta; Hymenoptera; Formicidae. The coding region runs from base 349 to 2349 and encodes 666 amino acids. Gene Ontology annotation, cellular component: cytosol. Gene Ontology annotation, molecular function: frizzled binding.
UUCUAUUAAGUAUAUGCUUAGCGAGUGAACGCUCUGAACGCUGACGGCGAUGUUGACGUUUAAUUUGUCACGGCGAUUGCUACGGAUAUAUGUUUUACGAAGGUUCAACGGAUAAUGCCAGUGACCUGCUCGUGAACGGUGCGACGCCGCGUGACUACGUCCUCAUCGACGAAAUCCGCGAGCAUCUCACCGACUUGUGAAUAUGCGAUCUUUUUACGUAUCUGGGCUUUGGCUCGAUGCACACCGCGCCAUAUUGGUUUGAGAAAAUAUCCAAGACGAUAGAACCUGCGUAGCCUGCGUAUCGUUUUUACAUCGCGAAUAAAUUUCGUUUAUCAAUCUUACUCCGAGAUGAUGGAAGAGACAAAGAUUAUCUAUCAUAUGGAUGACGAGGAGACGCCAUAUCUGGUGAAGCUCAACAUAUCACCGGAAAGAGUGACUCUGGCCGAUUUCAAAAACGUUUUAAAUCGGCCAAAUUACAAGUAUUUCUUCAAGUCAAUGGACGAUGACUUUGGAGUGGUAAAAGAGGAAAUAAUAGAUGAUGAUGCUCAUCUGCCAUGCUUCAAUGGUCGAGUUGUUUCUUGGUUGGUAUCUGCUGAAGGUAGUAAUGUUUCGGAUGGCGCAUCUCAAUGUACAGACUCUGUGGUGCAUAGCGAAGCAAAACACGACCGCGUAGAUCAUACAACUCCUGGACAUGGUAACAGAGGAAACGCUCCGCUCUCACAUGACGACACAUUGACGGAAACGGAAAGUAUUAUAAGUAGUCGUCAAGGACAUCAUUUACAUAAAAGUUCGAGGCAUCAUUCAGAAAAGUAUGAGAAAUACAAUAAAUAUAAUGGACUUCGAAUAAAUGGUCAUUCGAAACAUCGCUCUGGCCAUGGAUAUGAAACUGCUUCUAUCUUAAGUUCAGAUUUGGAAACGACAACGUUUUUAGAAUCCGAUGACGAUGCGAGCAGUCGUAUUACAUCGACAACGGGUCGACACACCAAUAUGAGUAGCACAGUCGAUAGAGGUACUCUUGACCGACGUCGACCGCAAAGAAGACGACGACACAGAUUACCGCCAAUGUCUCGAACGUCGUCAUUUAGUAGUAUUACUGACAGUACAAUGUCUUUAAAUAUUAUAACUGUUUCAUUAAAUAUGGACACUGUUAAUUUUCUUGGUAUUAGUAUUGUCGGUCAAAGCAACAAAGGUGGAGACGGUGGAAUAUAUGUCGGUUCAAUAAUGAAAGGGGGAGCAGUUGCUUUAGAUGGUCGAAUAGAGCCUGGUGACAUGAUUCUUCAAGUCAAUGACAUUAAUUUUGAAAAUAUGUCCAAUGAUGAAGCUGUGAGAGUAUUACGCGAGGUUGUGCAAAAACCAGGACCAAUAAAACUUGUCGUUGCAAAAUGUUGGGAUCCAAAUCCAAAAGGUUACUUUACGAUACCUCGUACAGAACCGGUACGUCCCAUAGAUCCUGGUGCAUGGGUAGCACACACAGCCGCUAUACGAGGCGAAGGUUUUCCGCCUCGUCCACCAAGUGCCACAACAUUAACUUCAACUUCGAGCAGUCUUGCAAGUACAUUGCCAGAUACUGAACGACCUUUGGAAGAGCUUCACUUGACUAUUCAUACCGACAUGCCGACAAUAGUACGAGCGAUGGCUCGAUCUGACUCUGGCUUAGAGAUACGCGAUCGAAUGUGGCUAAAAAUUACUAUUCCAAAUGCAUUUAUUGGCGCGGAUGUCGUGGAUUGGUUAAACACACACGUCGAGGGAUUUCUUGAUCGACGCGAUGCCAGGAAAUAUGCGUCACUCAUGUUGAAAGCUGGUUACAUUCGACAUACAGUGAACAAAAUAACAUUUUCCGAACAAUGUUAUUACAUAUUUGGUGAUCUAUGUUCAGCCAUGAGUAAUAUGAAACUAGAUAAUGACACAGUUAGUCCAUUGCCGCCACCAAGCGCUUGGGAUAUGCCUUAUUCGGGAACAUAUGCACCACAUUCAGCGACAGGUUACAGCCCUAUGCCAUUUAAUUUUACAAAUGAGCCCACCGUGUACGGUUACCAUCGAGAAGAAAGCGUGCACAGUGGUUCCGGUGGUAGCAGUGCGGGUAGCGAACGCAUUUGCAAAGAACCUAUUCACGAUCUAAAAUCAUGUUCUUCGGCGUCCGAAUCAGAGCUGCACAAUCCAUCGGUGCCAUCGAUGCCAAAUAAAAAUUCCGGCAACGGUAAUGGAUCGAACGGAAAGAGAUCGAACGGAAGUCGCAGUCGUUCCAGUGGUUCCGAACAAUCUGUUCAAACAGGGACAGGAUCAGGGAAUCAGCAGAAUCAGCAAGACUUAUCUGGAUUGUCUACGACAAUGGGACAGCUAUUUCUUUAAAAUCGAGAGGAUAUUGUUUCUAAAUGUCUAGUAAUUCAGUCAUUUCUAUUAUUUUGAAAAUGUCUCAGCAUUUCUAUAGAGAGAAAUGUUUGUUCGAAAAAUUGCGUACAAAAAUUAUCGAGUCGUUAGAACUACUCAUUUACACGCGUGACAGGCAGUUUUAUAUUGUGUAAAGCUAAUACCUACUCUCGUAUCGAAAAAUAAUCUUUAUGUUAUUUAACAUUGUAUUGGAAUUCAGUGAAAUGUACAUAUAUGCAAAUUACGCUCAUACUAAAUGUGCCAUCUUAUCAGUGUUACAACUGUAGAAAACUACGAGAUUUAUAAUUUAUAUAGAUGCUUGUGCAGGUUCUUCUUAGACUAUGUUUAUCGUCAUUGUCUGUCAUACGCAUAUAUUUUAUAAUUAGUAAUACACAAUUUACGUAUGUGUUUCAUUUAAGUUUUUAAGUGUGUUUUUAUAUCGUAUAAUGUCGUCAAAAUGCAUUCUUUUUAUAUUUAUGUCUUACUAUUGCGUUAUGUCAACUUUUUUUUUUUUACGUAUUUUGUUACGAAAAGGAAAUCUUUUUUCAUACUCGACUCGAUGCUACGUAAUAAGAAGAGAGAUACAUUUAGUUACUAUUUACAUUAUUACUGUCGUACGCAAGGAUAGGAACUUUGGACCCAUGGGAUAACUUUGUUUAACUUUAAAGCUAUUUUUUUUCUAUCGAUGAUAAUAUCGUCGAGAUGUCUUUCAUUCUAUCUGCGUUGCAUACACUGUACGAUUAUACUCGUAUGUUACAAAAGACAAUAGUCUCUGUGCGUUCAAUAUUCCACUGACGACUACGACGAGUAAUUUGUAACAACCAAAUAUAGCUUCACGUAUAUUUAUUAAUAAUUCGCAUAUAUUCAAGUCUAUUCAAAGUCUAAGAAAUAUUUGUUAUGAUGUAAAAAUAAAUGAUUAUUUCAAAGAAAA